UCGGAGAUCGAUAUGGUAGGCGGUGCACCUUCCCUUGUAGUUCGUACUCCGACCCUCAGACUCCUCCAAAUGCUCCGCCAAUGAAUCGAUCCAUCAAUUCAUCCCCCACAUCCCUAAUCUCGGUGGAAGAGCCGAACCCCGCCCCCCUUUUCCGUCCCCUCACCGAUCGAUUCCGGAGCUAGGGAUCGUCGAUCUCAUCAGCCGCUGCCGGUGCUAACCGAUUGUUCGACAAGCAUCAGAUCAUGGGGAGAGGGAAGAUAGUGAUCCAGAGGAUCGACAACACGACCAGCCGACAGGUGACGUUUUCGAAAAGGAGGAACGGAUUGCUUAAGAAGGCCAAGGAGCUCGCCAUCCUCUGCGAUGCGGAGGUUGGCGUCGUCGUCUUCUCCAGCACCGGUAGGCUCUACGAGUUCUCCAACACCAGCAUGAAGUCUGUCAUCGAGCGAUACACUAAAUCAAAGGAGGAACAGCAUCUAAUUACGUCUCCAGCUUCAGAAAUGAAGGUCUGGCAAAAGAAAGCAGCCAGCUUGAGGCAGCAAUUGCAUAACUUGCAAGAAAAUCAUAGGCAGCUGAUGGGGCAGGAGCUGUCUGGCUUAAGUGCCAAAGAUCUACAGAAUCUGGAGACCCAACUAGAAACAAGCGUGCAUAGAGUCAGAAUGAAAAAGGAACACCUUUUGAUAGAAGAAAUUCAAGAAUUGGAUCGCAAGGGAAAGCUUCUUCAGCAGGAUAAUAUGGAACUAUACAAGAAGGUAAACUUUUAUCGCCAAGAAAAUAUUGAACUGCAAAAGAAGGUUAAUGCGACAUGGGGAAUGAAUGAUAUUGAUAGAAGUUCAACUAUUCCAUAUAAUUUCAACAUAACAGGUGAAGCAAACGUGCCCAUUCAUCUUCAAUUAUGCCAGCCACAGCCGGAAGCAGAUGAGAACCAAAGUAUAGGUCCUCCAAAUCUAAGCAGACUUCGACUGCACUAAAUGGAUGGGUUAACGAGCAAACAAGGCAUAGCUAGAUUUUACGUGGAUCAUCUCUAAUGCAACAAUGCAUAGAAGCAUCUGUACUUUCCACUUGAUAAGGUGUAUGAUUGUGCUAGUUAUUAAAACCUAAGACCAUUGGAACAGCAUGCUGAUUGUGUAAUGUAGUGAUUAUCGUGCUAAAUUGAGAAUUUGUAACUCAAUUAGUUAUGCCCA
Zingiber officinale is the source of this 1181-nucleotide messenger RNA. Its product is annotated as MADS-box transcription factor 23-like. The transcript is spliced from 9 exons. The record is from RefSeq and is a predicted model, not a curated record. Gene Ontology annotation, biological process: positive regulation of transcription by RNA polymerase II. Bases 243 to 968 code for a protein of 241 amino acids. Gene Ontology annotation, molecular function: protein dimerization activity; RNA polymerase II cis-regulatory region sequence-specific DNA binding; DNA-binding transcription factor activity, RNA polymerase II-specific. Gene Ontology annotation, cellular component: nucleus. NCBI's taxonomy places the organism in Eukaryota, Viridiplantae, Streptophyta, Magnoliopsida, Zingiberales, Zingiberaceae.